This is a messenger RNA of Polistes canadensis, 2823 nucleotides long. It is a transcript of the gene l(2)37Cb, whose product is annotated as putative pre-mRNA-splicing factor ATP-dependent RNA helicase DHX16. The record is from RefSeq and is a predicted model, not a curated record. The transcript has 13 exons. Gene Ontology annotation, cellular component: intracellular anatomical structure; catalytic step 2 spliceosome. The coding region runs from base 77 to 2737 and encodes 886 amino acids. NCBI's taxonomy places the organism in Eukaryota, Metazoa, Arthropoda, Insecta, Hymenoptera, Vespidae. Gene Ontology annotation, molecular function: RNA binding; ATP binding.
UAUAUAUAUUUAGAAUUUUUGUUAUUACUGUCAUAGGCCUAAAUAAUUUUAGUAUAAUCUAUUAAAAAUAUUAAUAAUGAGCAAAUACAGAAGAGAAGAUUCUUCAAGUGAGGAUAGUAAUAGUGAAGAAGAAAGACGUAAGAAAGAUAUCAAAGAGAGAGAUGAAUUUGCUAACCGUCUCAAAGCUAAGGAUGAUAGUAAGACACGCAAAGUUGCUAUGCCUGCUGGCUCUGGUGCAGCCGAGGCAGCAAAAAGACUUAAACUUAUGGAAACUGAUGCAAGAGAAAAGCUUGUUCCAAAACUAAGAGUGGAAUCUCGCAGAAAAUAUUUAGAGAAGCGUAAAGAGGAUAAGGUGGCAGAAUUAGAAGCGGACAUUAUUGAUGAUGAAUACCUCUUUGAAGAAGAAAUUUUAACAGAACGUGAAAAACGUGAGAGGGAACAUAAGAAACAGCUAUUACAAUUAGCAAAGGAACAUGAAAAGGCAAGAGAACUCGAAAGAGUGCAAAGGUAUCAUAUGCCAUUGGAAAAGAAGAAAUUAGAAGCGGAAGAAACCCAACAUGAUGCAGAACCACCACAAUCCGAACAAAGUAAAUGGGAAUCAGAUCAGAUGUCAUCUGCGGUAUUUAGAUUUGGAGCCAAAGAUAGGAAAGCUCAACAAGAUUAUGAUCUUAUAUUGGAGGAUGAAAUAGAAUUUAUUCAGGGGCUGCAUAUACCUGGAAGUGAAAAAAGUUCUAAACGCGAACCAAGUCCUUCUCCACAGGCUACAAUUUUACAAACGAUACAAGAAACCAAAAAGAGCUUACCAAUAUAUCCUUUUAGGAAUGAUCUUAUUCAAGCUAUUAAAGAACAUCAGAUUCUAAUAAUAGAAGGUGAAACAGGUUCAGGAAAAACGACACAAAUUCCACAAUAUUUAUAUGCGGCAGGUUUCGCAGAAAACGAUAAAAUAAUUGGUUGUAGUGAGCCUCGCAGAGUAGCAGCAAUGUCUGUAGCUGCUAGAGUGGCCCAUGAAAUGGCUGUCAAACUUGGUAACGAAGUCGGUUAUGCAAUUCGUUUCGAAGAUUGUACAUCUCAUCGUACUCGUAUCAAAUACAUGACUGAUGGUACAUUGCAUAGAGAAUUUCUUAGCCAACCUGAUUUAGCGUCAUAUAGUGUAAUGAUAAUCGACGAAGCUCAUGAACGUACAUUACAUACCGAUAUUUUAUUUGGUUUGGUUAAGGAUAUAACAAGAUUUCGUUCAGACUUGAAAUUGUUAAUUUCUUCUGCAACAUUGGAUGCAACUAAGUUUAGUGAAUUCUUUGACAACGCACCGAUCUUUCGUAUACCUGGUCGCCGUUUUCCUGUAGAUAUAUAUUAUACGAAAGCACCUGAAGCAGAUUACAUCGAUGCAUGCGUAGUCUCUAUUCUUCAAAUUCAUGCAACACAACCACCAGGAGAUGUACUGGUAUUUCUAACUGGUCAAGACGAGAUUGAGACGUGUCAAGAAAUGUUACAAGAAAGAGUUAGAAGGCUGGGAAGUAAAUUGGCUGAACUUUUGAUAUUACCUGUCUAUGCCAAUUUACCAAGUGAUAUGCAAGCCAAAAUAUUUCAACCUACUCCAGCUGGUGCUAGAAAGGUGGUUCUGGCUACUAACAUAGCAGAGACGUCUUUAACCAUCGACAAUAUCGUUUACGUGAUAGAUCCUGGAUUUGCGAAACAAAACAAUUUCAAUGCACGAACAGGAAUGGAAAGUUUGAUGGUUGUUCCGAUUAGUAAAGCUUCUGCGAUGCAGCGUGCAGGUCGUGCUGGGAGAGUAGCACCAGGUAAAUGUUUCAGGCUUUAUACAGCAUGGGCAUAUCAAAACGAGUUAGAAGAUAAUACUGUACCUGAAAUACAAAGGAUAAAUCUCGGUAAUGCAGUACUCACGUUAAAAGCUUUAGGUAUCAAUGAUUUAGUUCACUUUGAUUUUCUCGAUCCACCACCUCAUGAAACAUUAGUAUUAGCUUUAGAACAACUUUAUGCUUUGGGUGCGUUAAAUCAUCGUGGUGAAUUAACUAAACUUGGUCGAAGAAUGGCAGAAUUUCCGCUCGAUCCGAUGAUGGCUAAAAUGUUAUUAGCCAGUGAACGGUAUCGUUGCUCUGAAGAAGUAGCUACAAUAGCUGCUAUGCUUUCCGUUAACGGAGCUAUUUUCUACAGACCUAAAGAUAAAAUUAUACACGCGGAUACAGCGAGAAAAAAUUUUCACGUACCUGGUGGCGAUCAUCUUACUUUACUCAACGUUUAUAAUCAAUGGCAACAAAGUGAUUUUAGUACACAUUGGUGUUACGAAAAUUUUAUACAGCAUAGAUCGAUGAAACGAGCUAGAGACGUUAGGGAACAAUUAAUUGGCCUAAUGCAACGAGUUGAAAUGGAACUUGUAUCGGGUAUUACGGAAACAAUUAAUAUUCGAAAAGCGAUCACUGCAGGUUAUUUUUAUCACGUUGCACGUUUGUCGAAAGGUGGACAUUACAAAACAGCGAAACACAAUCAAACGGUAUCCAUUCAUCCGAAUAGUUCACUUUUCCAAGAACUUCCACGAUGGUUACUUUAUCACGAAUUAGUAUUUACGACAAAAGAAUUCAUGCGUCAGGUAACGGAAAUAGAAAGCAAAUGGUUAUUGGAAGUUGCACCGCAUUAUUAUAAACCCAAAGAAUUAGAAGAUUCGACAAAUAAAAAGAUGCCCAAAGUUGUUGGCAGGGCACGACCAGACGGAACUAAUUAAUAUAAUAGAUUUAAUUAAUAGGUAAAAUACUUUUUGUACAGAUGAAACUUUUAUAUACGUCAAAAUAUAAAAUCACAAUCCAUCAC